Molecule: messenger RNA, 1066 nt
Organism: Phycodurus eques (leafy seadragon)
Lineage: Eukaryota; Metazoa; Chordata; Actinopteri; Syngnathiformes; Syngnathidae
Biological process (GO): spindle organization
Cellular component (GO): centrosome; spindle pole
Source: RefSeq, a predicted model, not a curated record
AAGCUUCCACGAUGAAGACAUCCAAAGCGCUCCAGUCGAAUCCUGCGCCCGAAGAAUGCGGUGUGUGGUUGGACACUGUGGAGCUCAAAGGAAAAGCUAAGCAGAAAAAAACAGCCCGGCCCAUCUCCAAGAUGCUUAACCCGCUGGCAAAAGGUGCCGGUUACAGCUUGGCCGUUGUGUUCAACUUCACGCAGACCAAGACGGAGAUGCCGAGGACCAAACAGAGCUCCAUAUCCAGCUUCUUCUCGCCUCGUAGUAAAGACAAAAGCGAAACGGAUAUGCGUAACCACGGUGACGUUCAGGGGCAGAAUGACGAGCGGGCCAUCCACUGCAAAAUCCGAGAAGAGCAAACAGACGAGGUGCAACAAAACGUCCACAGAGAGGAGCAUCCAGAUGAGUUGGAACGGAAAAUCCACCAAGUCCGAGAAGAACAACCAGGCACGUCGGAACAGAAAAGCCACUAUAAAGUCAGAGAAGAACAAGCAGACAACAUCCGUUGCUUAGUCCGAGAAGAGCAAGCAGACGAGAUGGAACAGAACAUCCACCGCAAUUUCCAAGAACAUCAACCAGACAAGAUGGAAUGGAACAUGCGCCGCACAGGCCAAGAAGCGCAACCAGAUGAGAUUGACCGGAACCCCACCAUCUUAGUCCGAGAACAGCAACCAUACAAGAUGAACCGUGGACAAGGAUUCAUUGUUAAAAUGAAGCAAACAGUCAAGGAUUUUCAUGAGUUUGAUCGAAGUCAAGAGGCCUUUCGGACGGAGGCCGAAGGCAAAACGUCCACUCAGAAACCGUUUCAACUUGUUCACUCUUGUCAUAAAGACGACGAGAAAGAAAACAGCCUCUUACGCGACGACGAGGACAGCCUGGCCCGGAUGUUCACCCAGGACUCUGACGGCUUUCGGGUGAUCGCGCACCGAUUUCGGAGGAGUCCCCUCAGAAAUCGCAACGACGUCAUCACUUCCGCCACGAUGAAACCCGCAAAGACUUUAUUUGACGUUGAGGACGCACUCUUCACGCAAGACUCUCAGGGAAAUGUGGUGAUUAAACAUUGACACGAGGGGAA